Messenger RNA from Candidozyma auris, 525 nucleotides. Its product is annotated as TRAPP subunit TRS23. Bases 1 to 525 code for a protein of 174 amino acids. The record is from RefSeq and is a predicted model, not a curated record. Lineage: Eukaryota; Fungi; Ascomycota; Pichiomycetes; Serinales; Metschnikowiaceae. The transcript has a single exon. Gene Ontology annotation, biological process: endoplasmic reticulum to Golgi vesicle-mediated transport. Gene Ontology annotation, cellular component: TRAPP complex.
AUGGAUGUCUACAGCAUACUCAUCCUCAAUAAAGCUGGUGGACUCAUCUACCAAAAAGACCUCAAUCCCAGACUCUCCAAGCUCUCGGCAAACGACUACCUUGUGCUCGCAGGAACCCUCCAUGGAGCCCACGCCAUAGCGACCAGACUCAAACCUGAUGGUUCAAAACAUGGAUACGAAGAUCCACAUACUGUAAAUAGUAACAUUCUUCUCUCGGGCAAAGCACACACGCCGAACGUGAACAAGCUGGGACUUUCUAACAUUGACACAGACCUUUUCAGUUUGUACGUAUUUCAGACAUUGACAGGAGUGAAAUUUAUCAUAAUAACGUCUCCUGUGGGCGCUGUCACUACGCAAGCUGGCCAGCCGUCCGCCCUGAAGAGACAAUUCGAAGCAGCGAGUAAUAUCUACAAGCAAUGCUACCUUUACUACUGCGAUUACGUGAUGAAGGACCCCUUCUACUCGCUAGACAUGCCAAUUAAAAGCACGAUGUUUGAGUCAAAAGUUCAAGAGCUCGCAAGGUGA